This is a messenger RNA of Mollisia scopiformis, 1895 nucleotides long. RefSeq names its product aryl-alcohol dehydrogenase. The transcript has 3 exons. The record is from RefSeq and is a predicted model, not a curated record. Bases 154 to 1827 code for a protein of 557 amino acids. Gene Ontology annotation, molecular function: oxidoreductase activity, acting on CH-OH group of donors; flavin adenine dinucleotide binding. Lineage: Eukaryota; Fungi; Ascomycota; Leotiomycetes; Helotiales; Mollisiaceae.
GCCGGAAAUGCCCUAUGCUCUAUCGAAGAGUUCACCUCCCAGAAGUUCGAUUAUGUAAUUAUAGGAGGAGGAACUGCGGGAUGUUGCAUCGCAGCACGACUCACCGAAGACCCCAACAUCAAGGUCGGGGUUCUCGAAGCCGGUGCAAAUCUCAUGAACGACAAGAAUGUUUCCACACCCUCGCUCUACCCGACUUUGAUUGGAAGAAAAGAGUACGAUUGGUGCAUGUCAUCCAUUCCUCAACCAAAUGCUGGAGGAAAAGUCUAUUCCAUGCCAAGAGGGAAAGGGUUGGGAGGUUCGAGUGCAAUCAAUUAUUUGAUGUACGUGAGGGGUAGCAAGAAGGACUAUGAUGGAUGGGCUGAGAUUACGGGGGAUGAGAGUUGGGGCUGGGACGGAAUGGCGAAAUAUUUCAAGAAACAUCAGACGCUGGAUCAUACGAAUUUGAAGAGCAAGGAUCCACAUUUUCAUCCGCAUGCUGAGUUGGAGAAGUACCAUGGUACAGACGGUCCUAUUCACACCAGUUUUAAUGAUUGGUACAUGCCUCUCGAAGAAGACUUCGCCGAAGCUGCCUACGCUGUCACUGGCACAAAGAAGACAGUCAAAGAUGCCUGGAGCGGCGAUCACCUCGGCUUCUACUCCAGUCUCGGAGCUGUAAAUCGCAGCGAUGACAAAGGCCGACGCUCUUACGCCGCCACUGGAUACAUCAGACCCAAUAUUUGCCGCCCAAACCUCAAAAUCCUCACGGGCGCCCAUGUCACACAGAUCUUGCUCGACAAUAAAACGGCUACAGGCGUCGAAUUUGUUCAUCAAAGAAGAACUUACAAAGUUCCCGGUUCUCGCGAAGUAAUUCUCACCGCAGGUGUAAUCCAGACUCCUCAAAUCCUCGAGCUCUCCGGAAUUGGUGAUCCAGCCGUACUAGAAAAAGCUGGUAUUCAAUGCAAAGUCUCGAAUUCAGCCAUUGGAGCCAACUUCCAAGAUCACGUCUUGGGUGGACUUCUAUAUGAUUUGAAGCCAGGAGUGGAAUCUAUGGAUGCACUCCGUCUUGAAGAAUUCCAGAAAGCGCAACAAGAUGCUUACGACAAAGAGCAAACAGGCGUCUAUGCUAGCCCUGGUAUGAUGAUGGGUUUCGUAUCUUAUGCUUCUGUGGCCACACCUGAAGAGGUCAAGAGCACAGUUGCUUCGAUCCAGAAGAACUCUCUCGCUAAGACGAAGUUUGAGAAGGCGCAAGAAAAGAUUAUUGUUGAUCAGCUUACUGAUCCUACUUUUGCGAACUUACAAACUUUUUGUAUCCCGUGUCGAUUAGAUGUUGCAAAAGGCAGUGAUCAGACGUUGUUUUUCGGAGCCCCACCAACUGGAAAGCAGCAGUUGAGUUUGCUGAUGUGUCUUGAGCAUCCGCUUUCGAGGGGAACAGUGCACAUUGAGAGCUCCGAUCCGAUGGCACCGCCGAGGAUCGAUCCGGGAUAUUUUAGGAAUGAGGUUGAUGCAAAGAUUCUUGCUGCUGGUAUGAAAUGGAUGGACAAAGUCGCAAAACAUCCCCUCCUCGCCAAAUCCCUCGCAGACCGUGAACUGCCUCCUCAAGACUCGGAACUCGACACCGAAGCCAAGAGAAUCGAAUACGUCAAGAAUCAUAUUAGUACUCAAUACCAUUUGAUUGGCACGGCCGCCUUAGGUGAGGCGGUGGAUAUGAAAUUGAGAGUCAAGGGCGUGGAGAGGUUGAGGGUUUGUGACGCAUCGAUAUUUCCUGGACACGUCUCAGGGAAUAUCAUGUCGACUACCUAUGCAGUGGCUGAGAAGGCUGCGGAUUUGAUUAAGGCUGAUAUUUAUUGAGGGGCAAGUGGUUUGAACGGUGUGGAAGAGACGUUGUUUGGAAGCCUUUUGAGGUGGUAAUAUUUGGG